Durotheca rogersii is the source of this 1412-nucleotide messenger RNA. Its product is annotated as putative aflatoxin biosynthesis ketoreductase nor-1. The record is from RefSeq and is a predicted model, not a curated record. NCBI's taxonomy places the organism in Eukaryota, Fungi, Ascomycota, Sordariomycetes, Xylariales, Xylariaceae. The transcript has 2 exons. Bases 443 to 1228 code for a protein of 261 amino acids.
AGGUAGCUCGUAGAGCGGUACCCUAACUUAUUGCUAACAUAGAAAGCAGUCGAUAAUCGCAGAAGAGAAUGCUGCGAGCGAAAUUAAAUUGCCGUGGAACAGCAUGCCCAGCCAGGCCACAGACUCUUCACAUGACACCUCACAUUCCUACUCUGUACAACCAACGUCCUGCUAAGCCUGCUUCAAUGAGGCACGGCGACAAAGGUCUGGCAGACACAGGGCGCCGGCAGCAUCAGCUUCGGGUGAUACAAACAGUCUACUACGAACCCCCCUUGCCUUAUCGCCGCCUAGUAUCCCUGCCCACAUUGCAGGAGAAGGACUCACUACUGACCAUUCGACCGUGGAGAAAACAAAGGCACCUUUGCCGGUUGGCCCGCCCUAUGAGUCUCCUGAACCUGGCUGGGCUCGUCUGCCCGCGGAGCAAGACGCCGGAUGGAGAGAGAUGGGCAAACAAACGCCGUCGUACCUAGCUUUGAGAUUUCAAGCAUACGAGUUGCUUACUACUCGGUUCGCGGUAAUAAGUAUCGGGCGCGCACUCGUUGAGGCCUACCUCUCGCGUCCAAACCACACCAUCAUCGGGGCCGUCCGCAACCCGGAAAGCACCACGCUCAAGAACGUUAAGCCGGCCGAAGGUAGUAAGCUGCUGCUGGUCAAGAUCGAGGCCACGUCCGAGACGGACCCCGCUGCGGCAAUUGAGCAGAUCAGGGCCGCUGGUAUCACUUCCCUCGAUGUGGUUAUAGCCGUAGCUGGCAUCAACCCAGCCAGUGCCUUCGCCGACGUCAAAGACAUGGACGUCAAGGCCUUGCGCGACGUCUUCGACGUUAACACAUUCUCUUUCGUGAGCCUCUUUAAGGCCAUACACCCGCUCCUCAAAGCAUCGGCCAGCUCGCCCAAGUUGCUAGCUAUCAGCUCCAACGCCAGCCAGAUAGUCGAAAUGGAGCCCACCAUCCCCGUCAAGGUUGGUGUUUACGGUGCCAGCAAGGCUGCGCUCAACUACCUCGUCCGGCGUGCACAUUUCGAGAACCCGUGGCUAACUGCCUGGGUAAUGAACCCGGGUUUCGUGCAAACGGCCACCGGGAACGCCCACGCCCAGCUUUGGGGCAUGGAGAAGGCACCUCAUUCCAUAGACGACAUCAUCCCAGGUCUGCUGGGAAAGAUUGACGAGGCUACGCGCGCGGAGACGUCGGGCAAUUUUUAUAACUUCGAUGGCACGCCGCUAACCUAUUGAGAUGAGACAUGGAGAAACUCGAUAAUACUUAGCGAUCAUAAAUGAGGAUAGUCUGCCCAACUAAUAUUGUGAAUUUUAUUAUCAAUCCUUUCCCGCUGGACUUUAUGUAUUGUUAAUAUUAGGUCAACCACACCGAUCGAUCUACCCCGUCUUUCUUCAUAAUGAUUCUUUACCUAGGUACCCA